AUGUCGCGUGGUACCAGCGCUGGCUUUGACCGACACAUAACAAUUUUUUCGCCGGAAGGACGGUUAUAUCAAGUUGGUGAGUCAAUUGCUUCCAAAAAAUUAUUACUAACGUGUUCAAAUAACGAUUUUUUUGGUGCUUUCCACGCGCAGAAUAUGCUUUCAAAGCAAUAAAUCAAGGCGGAUUAACAUCUAUUGGUCUUCGUGGGGCUGACUCAGCAGUAGUUGUGACUCAAAAGAAAGUCCCGGUGAGUUCUUUCUCCUAACUUACCAUCCACACUAUUGUCUGAGUAAAAUAAACGUUGUGCUGUUACUGUCAUUCAGGUUGAUUUCAUCAAUUUUAAUUUUACAGGCCGUGGAAUUAUAAACUUUCGUUUCGGCUUCGAAAUCGUUUGAUCGAGAUAGAGGAUUUAUGGUCGCUCUAAAAUGUUAAGUUUGUUUCCCUAUGAAAAAUUGUUAGAUAUUUUCCGUGACUAGUUUUUUCGAACUUGAUUUAGUUAUUUCAGAAUAAAUUUUAAUCCUUUUUUUGUAAGAAGUUAUCUCUACAUCUAGAUUGUGAAGUUUUUUACAUGGACCUACUGAACUUCCAAUGACAAUUUUGACUUGGCAACCUCGCUUAUUCUGUUAGGGGUAUCCAACAACCAUAUGCAGGUUAAAUAGACUUGAUCUAGUAUUAAAUUUUAACCAUAGGCUCACUGCAUUGGGUAAUGGAAAGUGUAGAGCUAAAGUUUUGAGUCUGUGUUUCUAAGACAGCAUACCUCCUCUAUUUUUUAAAAUGUCUUUCUGUAAGUCCAUUAUUUUACACAAUGGUUUUGUUUGCGAGGUUUCGUACUUAAUUUUUCAACUAAGCACCUUGCAUGAACAUUUUAAUUUGUAUUUUAAAGGCCUCAUGUAGUGGUAAAACUGCAAAUUUAACUUGUUGACAUAUAUAAUUAUGAAAGUAUGUUUGUUGGUUGUUGCAAACCCUGAAUUAAUUCUUGCUUUCUUGUUAUUUUGUUUUACAGGACAAACUACUGGAUGCCUCUACUGUAACUCACAUGUUUGAGUUAUCAGAGAGAAUAGGAUGUGUUAUGACUGGCCUGAUAGGUACUUUUUUUACUUUGGACUUGAAUAUCUCUCUGUUCUCAGGAACCCUGACACCAUACUGUCCAGGUUUUUCUGUAUUUUGUAUGAGAGAUUGGAGAAUUUUCACUUAACUAUAUGUUGACCUCUCUGGUGAAAUCUUAAUGGCUUGAGCUAUCUUUUAUUGAGACAUAGAGAAGAAAAAUUUUCUUGUCACUUUUCAUCAUUUUCCUGUCACUACAAUUGUUAAGAAAACCCUGUAAUACUUUAUGCACGUACAUCUCAAGAUACACUUAAACUUCCACAAUGCACCAGGAUUCUCUUGGUUGAUGAAGUCAUCCUUAUUAGUCAGUCCAGAACUAAAAGUGAUUAUGGAUUAUAGCUCUUCACAUGUAGUCUGUUAAAAAGUCCUAAGUUCCUGUGUUCUUAAGCACCUGUUAUGCAAUGAUUGAUUAUAGAAGGUAUAUUCAUAAACCACAAUUUAUAAGGACACCAAGUUGAUAAUGUGACCACAAAAUGGGAGUAAUCUACUUGGAUCUUUAGCUUAUAAUGGGUCUGGCAAUCUGACAAUAAUUAUCCUUUGGCUACUUUUAAUUCCCUGUUAUUAAUUCAUUACUGUAUUACACUUAUUUUGUUUGUAGCGGAUGCACGUUCCCAGGUUCAGAGAGCUAGAUAUGAAGCAGCCAACUGGAAAUAUAAAUACGGGUAUGAAAUUCCUGUAGACAUGCUGUGUAAGAGAAUUGCUGACAUUUCACAGGUGUACACUCAAAAUGCUGAGAUGAGACCACUUGGAUGCAGUAAGUGAGAAAUAGUUGAUUAAUUAAGCUAAUUCCCAACAGUUUCUUCUGUUUUGCUUUGUUUGGUUUUUUUUUUGUGGGCAGAGACAAUGUGGCCAAAGGCUUAGCAGGCUUGCCUUUUGGUUGAAAGGUUCUGGUUCUAGACCUGGUCUUGUCACUGUGUUGUGUUCUAGGGCAAGACAUUAAUUCCCGCUGUGCCUCUCUCCAUCAAAGAGUCUAAGUGGAUACAAGUAAACUGUCAGGGAAUUGUGACAAAAUGCUUGGGGAAGGGGGAGAGAGGUAGCCUACAAUGGACUGGCAUCCUAUCUCAGGGGAGUAGCAAUACUCCCAGCAACUUCAUGUGGUAGGAAGUGGAACAAGCUGUGGUAGGGUAGAGCCCCUUUGGCUUAAGCCCUGAAUUAAUUAUGAAAGUAGAUGAAAAUAAUUGUUUCAUUUUUGCAGGUAUGAUUUUGGUUGGUAUAGAUGAUGAAAAAGGUCCACAGUUGUACAAAACAGACCCUGCUGGAUAUUACUGUGGUUUCAAAGGUUGUAGUGUUGGUGUAAAGCAAACAGAGGCAAAUAGCUUUCUGGAAAAGAAAAUAAAGAAAAAACAUGCAUGGACACAAAGUGAAACAAUUGAGGCAAGUAUCUUGUGGUCUAUGCAAAAAGUUUCCUCAUUUGACCUAGAAAUUUGCACAAAUAUUUUCCAGUGACAGAUCAUGACUUAGGACACAUAUAAAAGCACAGUUUUGCACUAAUACAAGGCCUUUUUGUUUAUUUUCCUAAAGUCUUUUCUUCUUAAAAUAUUUUUUCCACUUAAUGAGAAAAGUACUCUGUGUCUUCUUCUGUAUCCAAUAAAAAUGUUCUCCUGUGCAAAUUGAAUCUUGAACCCAGAAUUUUAUUUCAAGUGAGGUUUGAGCCCUGGAGAAUAUCACCAGGUAUUCCACAGGAAACCUGUGGCUUAGGUCCUUAAAAACCGUGACAUGUAUCUUAUUUACAUACCCACAGACUGCCAUCAGCUGCCUGUCAUCUGUGUUAUCUGCAGACUUUAAGCCAUCUGAGAUAGAAGUUGGUAUUGUGACAACUGAUAAUCCACGUUUCAAGUAAGUGUCCCCAUGAAUUAACUCAUUGCAUCUUCCUGUACUGAGUGUGUUUCAAUUGAUCAUCUAGCCAGGCUGAUGGUUUUGAGAGAAAAUUGCAAACAUUUUUUGCUGCUUAGCCAUAUUUAUUUUUGUAUGUCUGAAAAGAAAGAACUGCAAACUCUGUUGCUACAAAGCAAAGUAAUCACUAUGACCCCUCAGAACUAAGAGAGAUUUAACAAGGAACUGAAAGUAGCAAGAAGUCGAAUAGAUGAAGUGCAGGAAAGGUACAAAGGUGACAAUCAGUUUUACUUGAUGAUCAGGUUGGUUGAAAACUUGGUGCAAGUUCUCCACAACAAUUAUAAAGUACAGUGAAGGAACACCAAAGGAAUCUCAGAUUACUUUUGAGUCUCUUUUUUUAGAAUAGCUCACUUGAUUAUUGAAUUUAAUCAGCUUUCAAGCUUGGUUUGGCUUAGUGCAAUUGACGAUUGGUCUGGAAAAUCUUGUGCCACUCUCUCUACGAAGUGAAUACAAAGCCAAACCAAAAAGCGACCUGAUAACUCAUUUUCCUGCACUUUGAAGUUGGUUACAUAUAUUUUUACUUUGAGUUGUCAUUGGCUCCUUGUGAUAUUUUCCUGUUUCCUAUUUUUUUUCUGGCUUGAACACUCAACACCCUUGUGUUUUGAAACACAUUGGGAAUAUUACUGAGUUUAAUAGCUCCAUUGUUGGUCUUACAGGAUCCUAACAGAAGCAGAAAUUGAUGUACAUUUGGUGGCCAUCGCUGAGCGAGAUUAGCUGCUGACUAGGAACAUUGCUCAACACAGGAACUGAGUGUCUAAAGAACCUGCAAAUGCUACUUGUAGACUUUCAACUCUGUUAUAACUUGCUACUUUCACUCACAAAAUAAAACAUGAUUGAAUUCUUAACUUUGUUUCCUUUUGUCAAUAAAGUGAUAGCUCUCACAUCAUUAUUUUGUAGCUGAAGUAAGAGUAUCUUAAUUGUUCUAAUUGUUUCAUCAUGUUUGUUGACAUUGAAUCAUAUUAAGCAUAUAACCGUGAGCACUCACUCCUGGUGAUUAUCUGCAAAGCUGGGGUGACAGUCUUUUGUGUUUCCGUUUGACUGGUAUUAAAUCAAGC
Molecule: messenger RNA, 4050 nt
Organism: Pocillopora meandrina
Lineage: Eukaryota; Metazoa; Cnidaria; Anthozoa; Scleractinia; Pocilloporidae
Source: the annotation of a GenBank genome assembly